Messenger RNA from Eruca vesicaria subsp. sativa (arugula), 2472 nucleotides. The record is from the annotation of a GenBank genome assembly. NCBI's taxonomy places the organism in Eukaryota, Viridiplantae, Streptophyta, Magnoliopsida, Brassicales, Brassicaceae.
AUGGCGGGAUUGAUGGUUACUCUCGGAGGUAAAGGAUGUUCAUUCUCUUCUUUCUCCGUUUACAAGGUUGCUUGCGGCGUAGCUAACGUACGCAUCGACUCUUCUGCGAUAGAGAGACUCUCCACUAAACCCCUUCCAUUGAUCAAAAGAAGCUCCUUCUUUGGUAUCCUCCCUGAAGAGUUAACGAAGGAAGAGAUCCGAGCUUCUUUGGUUGUGCUCUUAAACAAGCUUCUUUUGUCAAACUCCUCCGGUUCGGUUCGGUCUGUUCUUCCGGUUAGGAUAUUGGAGAUUCUGAAUUCAAAGGAUGAUGAGACGUUCGAGUUGGGUGACGUGGAAGUGACGGAAGAGGAGAGCGUUGUGUUGGAGAAGUCUUGUGCUUCGUUGGUUGGGAUAUGUUCGGUUAUAGAUCACAAGUCAACGGUUUUGUCACAGAUUGCUGACUCUGUUGCUGCAUUGAGUAUUGAGGCUACAAAAGGUGAUAUCACUUCCUUUAGUUCGUUGGAUUCUGGAGAUGGGUUUGGUAAUAAAGAUGCCAUCAGUGUUGCUGGUGAUCUUAAGGUCUUGCUUAAUGGGUCUAAAGCUGUGGGGAAAGUGGGGGUUGAAGAGGUUUCGAAGAUUCCGAGGAUUCAUGGGAAGUUCAGAGACGUGGUGAGGAGUGUGCACUCGGAUGCUCGGGUUGAGUUGAAUUCAGCUGUUAAAGAUGGUGGAAACAGUGGAAUUAGUGAGUGUUUAGGAGCAACAUUGUCAGCUUUGUGUGUACCGAUUAAAAACUUGGGUGAAUGUUCGUUCAAACGUGCUAAGCUUUGUGUUGUUUCCAUUGUAAAUGAUAUUCUGAGGGAACACUUGUUGGAAAAGAGUUGUGCUGAGUUUGAGAACCUGAAGAGUGGUCUUAAGUUAGCUCUUGUCGAAGAGGAUCCUUGCAGAUUAGCUCAUAGGUUGAAUGAGUCUCUGAGUGUUGUAUGGAGAAUCGUUGGUAUCGAAGCAGCUGCUGCCUAUUUUGCACUUGCUGGUGGAGAUUUGUUUGCAAACAAAGAGGAGUUAAAGAGCGAGAAAGAGGAGUCUAAAGGCGACAAGAAAAAGAAGAAGAAUGAGAAAAAGACCCUCUUAGGGAAGGGGACAAGCCUCAUUAUCCAGUUUAUCAAAGAUAGAUUGGUGAGUAACGAUGAAGCAAACGGUUGUGGUGACCAGAUUGUGGAUCAAAUCUUAAAUACUUUCAAUCCUGAGAGCUGCGGUUUUGAUUGCUUGUUUGCUAAAGUGAAAGAGAUUGUAGAAAGUAAUGAAAACAGGAGACUUCCCAAACUUCCAAAGGGUACUCGAGAUUUUUCUCAAGAAAAGAUGAUAAUCCGAGAAAAAGCAUUUUCAAUCAUACAAAAUGUUUUCAAGAAACACGGUGCAACUGCACUUGACACUCCUGUCUUUGAACUGAGAGAGACACUUAUGGGCAAAUACGGAGAAGACUCAAAGCUGAUCUACGACAUUGCUGAUCAAGGUGGAGAGCUUUGCUCUUUACGAUACGAUUUAACUGUUCCAUUUGCAAGGUACUGUGCUAUGAAUGGUAUCACAUCAUUCAAAAAAUACCAAAUAGCUAAGGUGUACAGAAGAGAUAAUCCAUCUCACGGGAGGUACAGAGAGUUUUACCAGUGUGAUUUCGACAUCGCUGGUUUGUUUGAACCAAUGGGACCUGAUUUUGAAGUUGUCAAGAUUUUAACUGAGCUCCUUGAUAAAUUGGAGAUUGGAGAUUAUAGGGUGAAACUGAAUCAUAGAAAGUUGCUAGAUGGAAUGCUGGAGAUAUGUGGAGUACCAGCUGAGAAAUUCAGAACCAUUUGCUCGAGUAUCGAUAAGUUAGACAAGCAAUCAUUUGAGCAAGUGAAGAAAGAAAUGGUGGAGGAGAAGGGUUUGCCAUCAGAGGUUGCAGACAGAAUCCGGAGCUUUGUCGACAUGAAAGGAGCUCCUAUGGAGCUAUUGUCUAAACUGAGAGAAGAAGGGAGUGAGUUUUUAGGUAACAAGUCAGCAAAAGAAGCUCUUGAUGAGUUGGGUAUAAUGUUUGAAGCGCUUGAGAGAUCAAAGUGCAGCCAGAGAGUAGUCUUUGAUCUAAGUCUAGCUAGAGGUCUUGAUUACUACACUGGGGUCAUCUUUGAAGCCGUUUGUAUAGGAGCUGAGGUUGUUCUAUCUAGAAAGACACAGGUUUUGGUUAGUAUAAUGGAGGAUAAUAAGCUAGGGGAAGCUGCAGAACUGGCUAGUAAGUUAUGGGAAGCUGAUAUCAAUGCAGAGUACCUUGUGACCAAAAGGAGAGGAAAGCAUUUCGAACGUGCUACUGCUACCGGUUCAGAGAUACCUUGGAUGGUGGUUGUGGGCAAAACAGAACUCAGUGAAGGUGUUGUGACACUGAAGAAGAUCCUCAAGGGAAGUGAGGAGGAAGUUCCAGGAGUUCCUAGAGACACUUUCGUUGCAGAAUUGUUGAAACGUCUCUGA